AGCUGGAUGCUGAAGCUGGGCUGCCCAGCUCAGAGGCUUCAGUAUCCUGGGAAAGGAACGGAAGGAGGGAAGCACGAGCAAGAAAAAAACAACAGGGAAGCAGAGGAGUGAAACGAAGUCGAGAAACAUGGAAACUUCCCAGAAACACAGCUGUGAAAGCAUGUCCAAGGACUUGUCAGAGCUCAUGAAGGAAGCUACCAAGGAGGUGCAUGAGCAGGCGGAGAACACGCCAUUCAUGAAGAAUUUCCAGAAGGGGCAGGUGUCGCUCCAUGAGUUUAAGCUAGUUACAGCAUCCUUGUACUUCAUCUACUCUGCUCUAGAAGAAGAGAUUGAACGGAACAAGAACAACCCAGUUUUUGCCCCUGUGUAUUUUCCGGCAGAGCUGCACCGGAAAGCUGCCCUGGAGGAAGACUUGGAGUAUUUCUAUGGCAGCAACUGGAAGGAAGAGAUCCCAUGUCCUGAGGCUACUCAGAAAUAUGUUGAUAGGCUCCACUACGUAGGCAAGAACCACCCAGAGCUCCUGGUGGCCCACGCCUACACUCGCUAUUUGGGAGACCUGUCUGGGGGGCAGGUGCUGAAGAAAAUUGCCCAAAAGGCCCUACAGCUGCCCAGCACUGGGGAAGGGCUGGCUUUCUUCACCUUUGACGGAGUCUCCAACGCCACCAAGUUCAAGCAGCUCUAUCGAUCCCGCAUGAAUGCCCUCGAGAUGGAUCUUGCCACUAAGAGAAGAGUCUUGGAAGAGGCCAAGAAAGCAUUCCUGCUAAAUAUACAGGUGUUUGAGGCGCUGCAGGAGCUGGUGUCUAAGGGCCAGGAGAAUGGUCACCCUGGGCAGCCAAAGAUGGAGCUUCGCACAAGGAAUGCUAACAAAUCACAUGAGCGUGGUCCAGCACCUGGGAAAGAAAGUGAAAGGACAAAGAAGAGGCACACAAACAUGAUUCCCACCACUCCCCUGGUGCGGUGGAUCCUGGCACUCAGCUUCCUAGCCACGACAGUUGCUGUGGGCUUAUUUGCCAUGUGAAGAAGCAGGACCUUCAUCUCCUCCUCAUGCCUUCCCUGAUCCUGAACUAAUCCAACUUUCCCAGUCCUUCUCAGAGAAAUUUACCCCCGACUGGGUACUGUGAUCUUGGCUCUGCCACUAAUAUUAGGAGACUUCUCUCCCCAGAAAUCAAAGAAUGCUGUAGAGGGGGGGGUUCAGGCAAAGUCUCUCCUGUGCUUGGUGUGAGCUCUUCUCAGAGACUAACUUUAUCACCAAAAACUAAGGGUAGAAAAGGCUAAAAGCAAUGGCCAAGAAUUGUUGCUUAACAGAGAGCCUGCAAAAAUCCUACAGGAUCAGAAAUGCAGCUUUGACAUCUGUCUCUCCUCAGAAACAUGAAGAUCUUUGGAGCUCCAUUUCCUCAGUUUUUUUAUACUGCUAGAUAAUACUGUGAUCACUUUUUCUGUGGAGCCACAUGGCUCUUGUGGGUUAUAGACUGGUUUAUAUGACACUAGUAGUUCUUUGUUAACUCUUUUUCCCAAUCAGUUUUGGUUUUUAAAAAGCAGAAGACAGCUGUUGAAAAUACAGUGUCAUUCUUGUCUGUUCGUAUAAUUUAUACACAUAAUAAAUGUCAAUAUAAAGUCUU
This is a messenger RNA of Cuculus canorus (common cuckoo), 1619 nucleotides long. It is a transcript of the gene HMOX1, whose product is annotated as heme oxygenase 1. Lineage: Eukaryota; Metazoa; Chordata; Aves; Cuculiformes; Cuculidae. The record is from RefSeq and is a predicted model, not a curated record. Bases 128 to 1018 code for a protein of 296 amino acids. The transcript is spliced from 5 exons. Gene Ontology annotation, molecular function: heme oxygenase (decyclizing) activity; heme binding. Gene Ontology annotation, biological process: response to oxidative stress; heme catabolic process; heme oxidation.